Messenger RNA from Naumovozyma castellii, 3927 nucleotides. RefSeq lists its product as uncharacterized. Bases 1 to 3927 code for a protein of 1308 amino acids. NCBI's taxonomy places the organism in Eukaryota, Fungi, Ascomycota, Saccharomycetes, Saccharomycetales, Saccharomycetaceae. The record is from RefSeq and is a predicted model, not a curated record. The transcript has a single exon.
AUGCGUAUUUUCAAGAAUAAAAUAAAUGACCUAUUCUGGUUCACAUCCCUUCUAUUGACACUCUUACCCUUCCUCGACCACAACGUCGCCGUCCAGGCACAAGCCCUAUGUGUCCCCGGUUCAAGCACAACGGCAAAGGCAGGUUGGAGUGUCAUCUUUUACAACUACAACGAUCUCCUAUGGGGUGUAUUCACCAACUAUCAAGACUUCUUAUCCGAUCCAUCCAGGUACGCUUCAGAGUCACAGCAGGGCUCCAUCACUGGUGUCAACUCCCUCAACUUCAAAGUCGUCCCCAGUAUCCUUUCGUUAUACUACGGAAAGAUCUACGGCGUCAAUAUCCUAUUGAGCAACUUCGUCGCCGAAUACACUGGUUUCUUUGUUCCUCCAACAUCGGGACAAUACACUUUCACAUUCACAGGGGUCGAUGAUAACGCUGCUUUACUAUUCAGUAGUACUAAUACUUUUAAAUGUUGUGCAAAUGGUGCAUAUGACUCUUCAUUCACUUAUAAUGUCGCAUUGUUCGCUUCUUAUAAUACUCAAGGCACGGGAAGUAUAAGUACCACUGUCACUCUACAAAAGGGUUUGGCAUACCCCAUUAAGAUGACUUAUGUCAAUAGAUUCAGUACUGGGAUAUUUAACGUCGCAUUCAAGGACCCCUCGGGCGCCACACAUACUGAUUGGACAGGAUAUAUUGCCAGUCAAGCAGAAGUCGCCUCUCAAUGUCCACCUUUCCCCAUGAUGACUACCACAACCACUUCUCAAUGGACAGGCACCAUCACUUCCACAACAACAACUACCACCAUCUAUACAGGUACUGAUGGGAAACCAACGGGUGGACAGAUUAUCAUUAUUGAAACUCCACCAUUCACUUUACCAUCACCUUAUCUUACCACAGCAACAACAAGAGGUUCCACUUGGUCCGGAGUAGUCGAGUAUUAUUCCACACAAUCUAAUGGGAAACCAGCAACGGGGACAACAACUUUCACCAUACCUCCACCAGUAACAUUCGCACCCGCUCCAACAACUGUAUCACCAACCACACCAAUCCCAUCCACUGGUUGUACAUCACCACCUCAAGUUCCCAAUUCAGGUGCCUUUAACAUUCGUUUGUUUUAUUUCAAUAGCAACGCAUAUCCUCCAAACUCCGAUUUCCAAUAUUUCUUGACAUAUCAAUACUCUAAUGCACCAACAUAUGGCACUACAAGUGGUAUCACCAAUAUUAAUUUCAAUAUACGCCCAAUCCCCAUCAUCGGUGAUUGGGGGACAUUAUACGGUAUAACCAUUCAAAUAACUUCGUUCGUCGCGGAAUAUACAGCAUUUUUCGUCCCACAAAUGACAGGUACUUACACUUUCAGAUUGGUCGGAAAUGAUGAUUAUGCUGCACUCUUCUUCGACCCAAGCUUAACUUUCCAAUGUUGCCCCGGUGGUGACAUUAAUUCUCCCUCUGUCUCAAAAUUAGCCUUGUUUCAAGCUUAUACCGUGCAAGGUGCAGGCACCUCCACGGUGAAAUUUAAUUUACAACAAGGUGUAGCAUACCCAAUUAAAUUAACUUAUUUGAACCGUCAAGGAACCGCUGUGUUGAAUGCAGGCUUCAUCGAUCCAGCAGGGACCACACAUACCGAUUGGUCUGGUCAUCUAGUCAAUUCCCUCAAUCUACCAAGACUAUGUCCCAAAUGGGCUACUACGACAAUAUACACACAGGGAACAGGAUCUGUAACAAUGACAAGAACUACAUACACUACAUUGGUAACGGGUGCAGAUGGACUCCCUACUUCCGAUGUCGUCAUCGUCAUUGAAACCCCUACGUCACAUGUAUCUACGCCAACUGUCUCUUCAACCUCCAAGACAGUGAGUUCCACUUCAAAACCAUCCGUAUCAUCACCAGUACCUUCUCCCAGCGUUAGCACUCCAACUCACACCAUUUCUAAGACAUCGCUCUCAAGUUUACCUGUGAUUUCAUCUUCAACCGUGAGCAGUAUUAGUAGCCAUACGGUGUCUACAGUUUCAUCGAAAAGCUCAAUUUCUAGUGUUUCCUCAGUUCACUCUGAGUCAACAUCUUCGACAUUUGUGUCUACACCAGACCCAACAAGUCCAAUUCCAACUUUUAGUGUUUCAUCUGCUGUCUCUUCAACUACAAGUAGCACUCCUGAUGUGUCUUCAGUGCCAUCGACGAGUCCAACUUCCGGCGUUUCCUCAGUUCAGUCUGAGUCGACUUCAACUGCUGUCUCUUCAACUAUCAGUAGCACUCCUACUGUGUCUUCAGUGCCAUCGACGAGUCCAACUUCCGGCGUUUCCUCAGUUCAGUCUGAGUCGACUUCAACUGCUAUAUCUUCAACUACAAGUAGCAUUCCUACUGUGUCUUCAGUGCCAUCGACGAGUCCAACUUCCGGCGUUUCCUCAGUUCAGUCUGAGUCGACUUCAACUGCUAUAUCUUCAACUACAAGUAGCAUUCCUGCUGUGUCUUCAGUGCCAUCAACGGGUCCAACUUCCGGCGUUUCUUCAAUUCAAUCAUCUGACCCUUCAAGUAGCAGUAGCAGUCCUGAUGUAUCUUCAUUGCCAUCUACAAGUCCAACUUCUAGUGCUUCCUUAAUACAAUCUGAGUCUAUUUCAUCUGCUGUUUCUUCAACUAUCAGUAGCAGUCCUGAUGUGUCUUCAGUGCCAUCGACGAGUCCAACUUCCGGCGUUUCUUCAAUUCAAUCACCUGACCCUUCAAGUAUCAGUAGCACUCCUCCUGUAUCUUCAGUUCCAUCAACGAGUCCAACUUCCGGCGUUUCCUCAGUUCAAUCUGAGUCGACUUCAACUGCUGUCUCUUCAACUACAAGUAGCACUCCUACUGUGUCUUCAGUGCCAUCGACGAGUCCAACUUCCGGCGUUUCUUCAAUUCAAUCAUCUGACCCUUCAAGUAUCAGUAGCAGUCCUGCUGUAUCUUCAGUUCCAUCGACGAGUCCAACUUCUAGUGCUUCCUUAAUUCAAUCUGAGUCGGCUUCAACUGCUGUGUCUUCAACUACAAGUAGCACUCCUGCUGUGUCUUCAUUGCCCUCUACAAGUCCAACUUCUAGUACUUCCUCAGAUCAAGCUGAGUCAAUUCCAUCGACGAAUCCAACUUCUAGUGUUUCUUCAAUUCAAUCACCUGACCCUUCAAGUAUCAGUAGCAAUCCUGCUGUAUCUUCAGUUCCAUCAACGAGUCCAACUUCCGGCGUUUCCUCAGUUCAAUCUGAGUCGACUUCAACUGCUGUCUCUUCAACUAUCAGUAGCACUCCUGAUGUGUCUUCAGUGCCAUCGACGAGUCCAACUUCCGGCGUUUCUUCAAUUCAAUCAUCUGAUCCUUCAAGUAUCAGUAGCAGUCCUGCUGUAUCUUCAGUUCCAUCGACGAGUCCAACUUCUAGUGCUUCCUUAAUUCAAUCUGAGUCGGCUUCAACUGCUGUGUCUUCAACUACAAGUAGCACUCCUGCUGUGUCUUCAUUGCCCUCUACAAGUCCAACUUCUAGUACUUCCUCAAUUCAAUCUGAGUCAAUUCCAUCGACGAGUCCAACUUCUAGUGUUUCUUCAGUUCAAUCUGAGUCGACUUCAAUUGCUGUCUCUUCAACUAUCAGUAGCACUCCUGAUGUAUCUUCAUUGCCAUCUACAAGUCCAACUUCUGGUGUUUCGUCUGCUGUCUCUUCUGAUACCAGCAGCAGUCCUGUUGGGUCUUCAGUUCCAUCGACGAGUCCAACUUCUGAUGUUUCCUCACUUCAAUCUAAAUCAACAUCUGCAACAGUUGGAUCUACAGUAGAACCAACAAAUUCCCCAAGUUCUGUCGUCUCAUCUCUGUUAACUAGCACAACUAUACCUACACUCGAAUCAACGAUUCCAAACUCAGAUGUAUCGACAGUCUAUUCUACUUCAACCUCUGCUACUAUUUCUUCCGAUUUGAGCAGUCCUACUUGA